AUGGAGGUCGAUCGUCCGGCAGUUAGCAACGACAAAGUCGAUGCAGAGAACACGCGACUGUGGCGCAUUUCCAAGACUCUUCUUGAGCUGCUUGCGGAUCGGGGCUAUCAGGUCUCAGAGUCCGAGUUGAAUCGAGGUUUGUCAGAGUUCUUGGGCAAGUAUCAGGCCGGUGCCGAUGUUAUCGAUCGCAGAAGACUCACUCAAUUCUUCAACCCGACCCCAGAGAUGAUCACCCGCGACACGCCCCGUCCGACUAAGAAGAAUCCGAACCCCAAAUCAACGGCUGGUACGAUGUAUGUCGAGUUCUGCCCUGAGGCACCUGUCGGUAUCAAACACAUUCGCGCCUUUGCGCAGAAUCUCGAUCAGCAGAAUUACAGCAACGGUAUUCUCAUAACAAAGGUGUCACCGAACGCCGCUGCGCUGCGCGCCUUGGAGCCUUUGGCCGAGCGUGGUAUCACUGCCGAGACCUUCUCUGAGGGAGACCUGCUGGUGAAUAUCACAAAGCACGAGCUGGUUCCUAAGCAUGUGCUGCUCAGCGACCAGGAGAAGAAGGUGCUUCUGGAUCGAUAUAGACUUAAGGAAACCCAGCUGCCACGUAUCCAGGCAGUCGACCCAGUUGCCAAGUAUCUUGGUCUGAAGAAGGGCAAUGUGGUCAAGAUCAUCCGCAAGUCUGAAACUGCUGGUCGGUACGCUAGCUACCGGUGGGUGUACUGA
Cyphellophora europaea CBS 101466 is the source of this 714-nucleotide messenger RNA. RefSeq lists its product as uncharacterized. Gene Ontology annotation, cellular component: RNA polymerase I complex; RNA polymerase II, core complex; RNA polymerase III complex. Gene Ontology annotation, biological process: DNA-templated transcription. Gene Ontology annotation, molecular function: DNA binding; DNA-directed RNA polymerase activity. The record is from RefSeq and is a predicted model, not a curated record. The transcript has 3 exons. The coding region runs from base 1 to 714 and encodes 237 amino acids. Lineage: Eukaryota; Fungi; Ascomycota; Eurotiomycetes; Chaetothyriales; Cyphellophoraceae.